AUGGGAUCUGCUAGCACUGGUGAGUGGGUUACUGUAGCUGGACGGGGCGAGAAUCAUGAAGGUGGCCCAAAAUCGAAUCACCUUCAGAAGUUCACUAUCCCUAUCAUGAACGAUCCUGAUUUCAAGAAAGCUUACCCGAACGAAAUCUAUGAUUAUGUGCAAUAUGCUAGUUGUACGAUUAAAGCUGGCUUGGACUCUUGCUACGGAGACAGUGGUGGUCCGUUAACGCGAGGAACAGGUUGUGCUCGCUACGGCAAACCAGCGUCUAUGCGUGUCAGUAAAAUCCAAUCAUGGGCUAGUGGCAUCUACNCGCACUACCUUAUUAUGAUCUUACUACAAUAUGCUAAUAUUGAAUAA
Trichoplax adhaerens is the source of this 357-nucleotide messenger RNA. RefSeq lists its product as uncharacterized. The coding region runs from base 1 to 357 and encodes 118 amino acids. The record is from RefSeq and is a predicted model, not a curated record. Gene Ontology annotation, biological process: proteolysis. The transcript has 2 exons. Lineage: Eukaryota; Metazoa; Placozoa; Uniplacotomia; Trichoplacea; Trichoplacidae. Gene Ontology annotation, molecular function: serine-type endopeptidase activity.